Messenger RNA from Pocillopora meandrina, 1795 nucleotides. The record is from the annotation of a GenBank genome assembly. NCBI's taxonomy places the organism in Eukaryota, Metazoa, Cnidaria, Anthozoa, Scleractinia, Pocilloporidae.
AUUUUAACACCGUUAUUCCCCUCUCCAUCCCAAGGAGAAAAUUUCAUCGAUACACGCAGUAAAACUCUGAGCCGUGGCACUGAUAGAGGAAUGGCUUAUGCCAAGUUUAAGACUCACAAGUUUUCUUAUCUCAACAUCACAAGCAUUGGUUCAGACUAUGUUCUGAAAGGUAGCGAGUGUGGGCUCGCCUGUGUCAACAUUCCGUCAUGUUUCUCUUUCAACUUGGGCGCGUUUCGCGAUGUAAUUGGUAAAGUGAUCUGUGAAUUGCUUCCGUCGGAUAUUUACAACAACUCAGAGAAGUUUGUCCUCAGUCAGAGUCAUCAUCAUUAUAGUAUCACGGUAAGUGGAAACUCGUUAUUCUCACAUAAUUUAUCAAAGAAUUGAAUUUUUUUUUUGGGGGGGGGGGGCGGGUGCAAUUCAUUGUUGGAUUUGGCAUCGUAGACAACAUUAGGGACUGGUCAAUAUCAUCGCUGAAAGAGGGGGAUAAGAGGGAGGGGGGAGGGGGGGCUGGAAGAGUGCAAUUGCAAUUUUCCUGCAUCAUGAGAGCAUGCACUUCAAACCAUUCAGACAAAUUAACAUCGCCUCCUAAGAAAGGCAUAAUUCUGUACCAAAAAAUCAUUUCUGUGUCUUAACCUUUUAAAGGCUAAAUUUAUUUUGGAAUUUAAUAAAAUCAUAUAAUUACCAUAGAGUGAACGUAAAUAGCCAUGUCAUGUUCAGCCCUUAAAAGUGAUGAAACUCCAUUCAAGCGCCCAGACAUAUUGCCCGCACCAUCAUAACACUGGCCACGACAGUCAUCCAUAGAUAGUCCUAACUCAACUACAGCACCAAUUAUUAAAUCUUUGAUAGCUGCUCCUGUUGUUACAUCCUUACAAAAGUAGAAUCCCACAAACUCUUCCCUAACUGUUUUGGUCGAGUCGAGAAAUCUGAUCACCACUGAAGGAUUUUCUUUAUUUGAUAUGUCAGCUGUUUCAUCAGACAUAAAAGAAAAAUGUUUGCUAUUCCUAAUUUCCUGUGACAAAUUAUUCAGUAUGCCACCCACGGUUGUAAUCAUCUCGUUUUGAAUGGAUCUAGAAAUAUAUGUCGCAUUUCAGAAUGCAGUUUCCAGAUGAUGUUGCAGUUUUUGGUCGCCGCUGUCAAUUCGAAAUUUUAACAAUCCUGUCUUCCUCCGUAGCAAGUUAAUGAACUCUAGUAGGAACAAGAACAAACGAAGGGACUCUAGGGGAGAGGCUUUGCGAUUAUUAGUGGUUCUCACGGUAGUUUGCAGCCUGGAUAGCCAAUCACAACCGAGUUUGAGUUGCUCGCCAUACGGAUGUGAGUGUUUCCGGCCAAUCAAAGAGGGUUUUGAGUGGUUUGUGAAAAGAUCCAUACCGAGUCCCACUCACUGCGUGCAAAUUUUCUCCAGUUGUGCCUACGAGUUUCUCUCCUAUUUCUAUAAGGUUUCAUAAAAGUCUUAGCGAAGGUUCUGACACUUUGAGCGAAUUUCAUAUGAAUAAUAUUUUCCAUAGUGCACUUUGACUACCAUAUAAAUCGGAGGUACUAAAAAGUGCAUAAAAAUCUUGUUUUAUCAAUUGCAAUUCAUUAAUUUUCAACUGAAAACUUUGGCCAAACCAUUAUCCUCCUGAAACACUUGCGAUAGAAUGUCUGUUUGUGUCUUCAUGUUAUUUCACAGUCUCCGUGUAUCAGUUGGCCAUGUCGGAACAAUGGGACAUGCGCGGCACAGUACGAAGACAACAGCUACGUCUGCAUUUGCGAAAAAGGCUUCAAAGGAAAUGAUUGCGAAUUUGGUAAGACACUG